CCAAAAUGUCUGCUAAUGCUAAAACCGACUAACAGCUCUUUCUAUUGGAAGAGGAUCCAUUUUGGACAAUUUGGUUUCCCGAAAAAUAUCAUUAUUCACUCACUUAACCUAGAAGAGCUGAAAGCACAGACCCCACCCCAUAUUCCCAUCUCUCUCUUCCCUGCAGUCUUUAAGAAAGUUAAUUCCAUAGCUGAUGACAUCAGCUCGGCCCAGACUUACUACGAGAAGAAGAUCGUGUCUGUCCAGGAGAACCUCCAGGAGCUCGAUCAGAAAUCCUUGGGGAACUGCUCCUUCUGCCAUGACACAGGGCAGCUGGGGCAGGAGAUAAGCAAGUUGCAGGAAGAGCUGGAGGAGAUUCAAAAGAUGCUCUUGGUGCAGGAGAUCCUGCUGGACCGGACCUCGCAGGGGUACCAGCAGCUCUCAUCCACCAGCAGCAAGAUCACCAGUGAGAUGGACGGCUGCUCGUUCUCCAUCCGGCAGGUCAACCAGACCUUGGGGCAUUUCCUCGCCCAGGUGAGAGGCUGGCAGGCGGCCACCUCGGCCCUGGAUGACUCCCUGAAGGGGCUGCUGCAGGAGCGGUACGACGUCAAGGCAGUGGUGGAGCAGAUGAACUUCACGGUGGGGCAGACCUCGGAGUGGAUCCACGCCAUCCAGCGGAAGACGGACGAGGAGACGCUGACACUGCAGAAGAUGGUGACCGAGUGGCAGAACUACACCCGGCUCUUUGGAAGCCUGAGGGCCACCUCCUCCAAGACCAGCGAGCUGGUCAAGAGCAUCCAAGCCAGCAUGAGCCUGGCCUCGCAGAGGAUCAGCCAGAACUCGGAAGGCAUGCAUGACCUGGUGCUGCAGGUGAUGGGGCUCCAGCUGCAGCUGGAUAAUAUCUCCUCCUUCCUGGACGACCACGAGGAGAACAUGCACGACCUGCAGUACCACACCAGGUACACGCAGAACCGGACGGCGGAGCAGUUCGAGACCCUGGAGGGGCGCAUGACCUCGCACGAGAUCGAGAUCAGCACCAUCUUCACCAACAUCAACGCCACAGACAGCCAUGUGCACAGCAUGCUCAAGUACCUGGACGACGUGCGGCUCUCCUGCACCUUGGGCUUCCACGCCCACGCCGAGGAGCUGUAUUACCUGAACAAGUCCGUCAGCCUGAUGCUGGGCACCACGGACCUGCUGCGGGAGCGGUUCAGCCUGCUCAGCGCCCGGCUGGACUUCGACAUCCGGAACCUGUCCAUGAUCAUGGAGGAAAUGAAAGUGGUGGACGUGAGGCAUGGGGAGAUCCUGCGCAACGUCACCAUCGUACGAGGUGUGCCUGGCCUCCCUGGACCCAGAGGACUCAAAGGCGACGUGGGAGUGAAGGGGCCCGCAGGAAGCAAGGGGGAGAAGGGAGAUGGCGGGGGCCUGGGUUCUCCCGGCCCGCCAGGCUCCAGAGGACCUCCAGGCAUCCCAGGCCCUCAAGGCGAGAGGGGACCUAUUGGCGUGAAAGGCGUACCGGGCUUUAAAGGCGCUAAGGGCAACUUUGGGCAAACUGGCCUCAAAGGACAGAUGGGCCUGAAAGGUGACACGGGCCCUCAGGGACCGGAGGGAGCUCCGGGGCCGGUGGGACCAGCAGGGCCGCAAGGGAAGCCAGGGAUCCCAGGGAAGCCAGGGUCGCCGGGCCAGCUUGGCCCCCCGGGUCCGAAGGGAGACCCCGGCGUGCGUGGGCCCCGAGGCUUACCGGGGCCACCGGGUGUCUAAGCCAGCCCCACGCGCAGCCCUGCCCUACGGGGGACGGCGAGGGGUGGUCUCUGCAGUGCUGAGGGGUGGCAGCUGGCCGGAGGCGCAUCCCAGGGCCCAUCACCAGCAUCCCCCUGGCCCUGCGGGAGAUUCAGCCGGCGAUCCCAGCAGGGAGCCCGACCCCCCGCAUCCCGCCUGGGACGUCCUGCCUGAGCAGAGCGGCUGGGAUCCCCGCUCACCUGCACAGCGCCCCCAGCAGGCAGCCCCCCUUGUUCGUUCACAUGCCCUCAGAGACAGCUGAGGGCAGCACGGCCUCCCGGAUGGGAAACCAGCGCUGUCCACGUCCUGCCCUUCCCUUUCCAAGAGCCUGCUUGUACCUGUCUGACCCAGACACGCGGGGCUGUUUGAAAGGCAAAGAGCUAAAUCUCCGUGUGUCAAUGGGAGUGUGUGUGUGAAAGAGACUGUGCUAGGCCUUGCCAACAACGCCCUGGGCUUUGCCCUGCAGCUGGGGAGCUGGGCCCAAGCAGGCUUCCCAUGUCUCUCGUUUGCUGGCAGAGCCUGGGUGUUUUGCUGCCUCGCACAGACCGACGUGCCUCCGGUCGCUUCAUUGCCUUGGUUUCCAUCAUCCGCUUCUUUCCCUACCUCCUCUGCUCCAGCCCUCGCUCACUGCAAGUGGGUCUGGGCACCACGCCCUCAUGCCACACCUGGUCGGGGCUGUCUCUGAGCAUCCUACAGUUCUGUAUUUGGACACGUUGAUUCUCCCUCCUGACCCACUUGGCAGCCAGUUGGGCUUGGUCCAGAUGGCCUCAGCUGUCGGUACCCGUUCAGCUCCUGGUGGGCACAAUCACCCACCAUCUCAGCUGGCACCCUCACUGGCCGCUUGCAAUAGAGGGGCCAAGGAUCGAACGGGCCCUGGAAUCCCUGCUCCCCCUGAAAAGGGCUCCCUCCAAGUCAAGAUGGAGGGAUUUGGGGAGCAGACACUGUGCCCUAGGCAGCCAAGCCAGCAGGCUCCGAAUUCACAUUUAAAACCUCCAGCCCCUUUGCAUUGAGAGCCCCUGAGAAGGAUGCUGACAAACUGCAGUGGGGUCAGAGAGGAGCCAUGGCUGAUUAAAGGAUCAGAGAACAUGUGCUCUAGUGAUAGACGCAAGGAGCUCAAUCUAGUUAGCUUCACAGAGAGACGGCCAGGGGGUGACUUGAUCCCAGGCUGUAAGUAUUCAGUAAUGGGCAGAGGAAGGUCUAACACGACCCAACGGCUGGGGGUUGAAGCGAGACACAUUCAGACUGGAAAUAAGAUGUACAGUUUAGAAAGUGAGGGUAAUUAACCCUUGGAGCAACUUACCACGGGCUGUGCUGGAUUUGUCAUCAGUGCCAUGUUUAAAUCAUGAUUGGACGUUUGUCUAAAAGCUCUGGGGCAGGUCUCUGGCCUGGGUCAUGCCGGGUGGAUGGGGAGGAAGGGGUCAGAUUAGUUGAUCGCAGUGGGCCCUCCUGGCCUUGGGAGCCAUGAAAAGCUCCUUGGACAGCUACAGAGGCCCUGGGUGAGCUGCUGAAAGCCGCGUGCUGAGCCAGUGGUCGGGGUGGAGUUAGAACCGAAGCCCCCGACGCCCAGGCCGGUGGCUGAUCAAGAGGAGCACGGCUCCCUCCGUGGCUGGUCUGAACAGCUCGGCUCAGGAAUCGUGUUUCGAUCACCCAGUGCUCACGGUCUGGCAGAACCUGGGUGGGCGUCAGUGAGAGGCUAGGAAGGGGUCACCCAGCAAGUCAGCACAGAACAGCUGGGAACCGAACCCCGGUCUCCGGAUUCUGGCUGCGGGAAGCGGCAGCACCUGGCAGUGGUGCAGGACCUUGCGCCCGGUGGUGGGAGCCAGAAGACCAGGGUUUCACAGGAAUUGGCAGACUGGCGCGGCCCUGCGGCCCAGCUAACCCAGCAUCCUGGCUCAGGCCGCAGUAGCACCAGAUGUUUCAGAGGAAGGUCUGAGACCCUCCCCUCAGCUGCUGAUGAGGGAGUAUCUGCCCCUGAUAUCGGGCUAAUCCUGAUCUCUAACAGUUAGAAGUCUGGUAUCAGAGGGGUAGCCGUGUUAGUCUGAAUCUGUAAAAAGCAACAGAGGGUCCUGUGGCACCUUUAAGACUAACAGAAGUAUUGGGAGCAUAAGCUUU
This is a messenger RNA of Chrysemys picta bellii (western painted turtle), 3870 nucleotides long. Lineage: Eukaryota; Metazoa; Chordata; Testudines; Emydidae. The record is from RefSeq and is a predicted model, not a curated record.